AGUGCGGUAGGCUGACUUGUCGAGAUCACCAGAUUCCCCGCGAACCCGCAUUGAAUAGAACAACUUGUCAGGUGCCUCCUGAGCGGCACAGAGGAGGUAACGAUAUCGGGUUGGUUAAAUUCGCUGUUGUGAUUUAACUCCUAGAGGAGGGGGAGCGAGGUGGAAGUCCUGGUGGAACAUAGGUGCUUGCACUAAUGUGCAGGUUGGGCGUCUGAGUGAGGGUGAAACGUCCAACGGGAGCACAAUCGGUGCUCGGAUUCCCUGCCCCGUGUGAAGUCAGGACUAUGCUGCCAGAAUGUUGGCCAGGAAGAGCAUCAUCCCAGAGGAGUACGUCCUGGCCCGGAUCGCGGCUGAGAAUGUCCGGCAGCCCCGCUAUACAAUACGUCCUCGCCAACCCCGCUUCAUUAACAAGAACGGAGCUUGCAACGCGGCGCAUAAGAACAUCAGGGAGCAAGGUCGCUUCCUGCAGGAUGUCUUCACCACCUUGGUGGACCUGAAGUGGCGCUACACCCUUUUCAUCUUCACCAUGUCCUUCCUCUGCAGUUGGCUACUCUUCGCCAUGAUGUGGUGGCUGGUGGCCUUCGCGCAUGGAGACCUGGACCACAGACAGAGCGCGCCCUUCGAGCCGUGCGUCACCAAGGUGAGGUCGUUCACCUCGGCCUUCCUUUUCUCCAUCGAGGUGCAGGUCACCAUCGGCUUCGGCGGCAGGAUGAUGACCGAGGAGUGCCCCAUGGCCAUCACCGUGCUCAUCAUGCAGAACAUCUCGGGGCUGAUCAUCAACGCCGUCAUGCUGGGCUGCAUCUUCAUGAAGACGGCUCAGGCUCACCGGAGAGCGGAGACCCUGAUCUUCAGCCGGCACGCCGUGGUCGGCCUGAGGAACGGCAAGCUCUGUUUCAUGUUCAGAGUGGGCGACCUGAGGAAGAGCAUGAUCAUCAGCGCCUCGGUCCGGAUGCAGGUUGUGAAGAAGACCACCACCACCGAGGGAGAGGUUAUCCCCAUCCACCAGAUCGACAUCCUGGUGGACAACCCCAUCGACACCAACAACAUCUUCUUGGUGGCGCCUCUCACCAUCUGCCACGUUAUAGACAAGCGGAGCCCUCUCUACGAGAUCUCGGCCAGCGACCUGCAGCACCAGAACCUGGAGGUGAUCGUCAUACUGGAAGGCGUGGUGGAGACCACUGGCAUCACCACCCAGGCCAGGACGUCUUACAUCGCCGAGGAGAUCUUGUGGGGCUACCGCUUCGUCCCGAUCGUGACCGAGGAGGACGGAACCUACUCGGUGGAUUACUCCAAGUUCGGCAACAGGAUCAAAGUGGCGACUCCUCGCUGCACGGCCAGAGAGCUGGAUGAGAAGCCCUCCAUCCUGAUCCAGACCCUGCAGAAGAGUGAGCUCUCGCACCAGAACUCGCUGAGGAAGCGGAGUUCGAUGAGGCGAAACAACUCAAUGAGGAGGAACAACUCUUUCUUAAAUAAAGUGCAGUUUUUUACUCCGGAUAGCACAGAGUACUGAUAAAUUCUAUUAUUGACUGGGGAAUGAAUUUUAUAAAGGUGCAUGCAUUUUGUUUGGAAUUUUACAAGUUUUCAAACGAGACGCGACUUGCAGACUGAGAGAGAUAUCUCGAAUAAAAUUGUUAUUUUUCUUUCUGUGCCCAUAUGGAAUUACUGUAUAUUACACUCUUAGGAGCUCAUUUCUACGAUGUUAACUUUUUCCUGUUAGAUAUUCCGUAAAUCCAUGCGAAAGUUAGCGAGUCCUUUGCGGUUCCGCACGACACUUCGCUGUUUGCCAAGAAUUUGUCUCGGACUUCAUUGGCAAUGCAUCAUUUAUUGAUGGAACAAUCAACCAAUGAGGUGAAGGAUGCGUAACAGGUCAUCCACUGCUCGAUUAACUUCAAUAAGCAAGGGAACAGAGAAUCUCCGCUAUAGUUUUCUUUUUUUUGUGGUUCCGGCUAGCAUCCUGGAGGAAUCUCCUGCUCCCUGAAUGUUUCUCCUCACGCCCUUUACCCUUGCAUCUUGCCCCCACUUUGGCAAGUGUCAAGUUCCGAGUUCAGUCCCUUCUCUUGCCUUUCUUCACCAGCACGGUUUACAUGACUGUGGAAAUUAUUUAAAUUAGAGUCCGUUUAUCUUUAUUUAAUUAGUUCAGUUGAAAGAAAUUGACCAAACGUUGAUCUUAUUUCUCUGUUGCUUUGAGGAUUAGUCUGAGCCCUGUGUCUGAGCAGUGGGACAAGACGAAGGUGCGAUAGAGAAGGGUUUUUGAUAGUGAUGAUAAGGGAAUAGGACUUAGAGAAACCCUUUAAAACGAGAACGGAAGGGUGAAGGAGAUAGAUGGUGUUAAUGAGUUUUGUUGACUGCUGACUGAUGCCACAGGAUAUAAUAGACUGAGCUUGUGACAAUAUAUAUGGGAUUUUCACAGGAAGAAUGCUCUCUCAGAACGUGGUUUAUGUAUCACUAAUAUACACUGAGACUUAUCUUGAGCCUUAGAGCAAAUGGAAUGUAAACAUGUGCUGUUCUGUAACUCUUUCCACUCAAAUAUGCCUAUAAAAUUUACAAGGACUGGGUACUAUAGUGUGUCAAGACUGAAGGCCAAUAAAGAUGUCAAAAUAUCCCACUUGAGAUAGAGU
Molecule: messenger RNA, 2618 nt
Organism: Mobula hypostoma (lesser devil ray)
Lineage: Eukaryota; Metazoa; Chordata; Chondrichthyes; Myliobatiformes; Myliobatidae
Product: ATP-sensitive inward rectifier potassium channel 8-like
Exons: 1
Coding region: 296-1510 (404 amino acids)
Biological process (GO): regulation of monoatomic ion transmembrane transport; potassium ion import across plasma membrane
Cellular component (GO): plasma membrane
Molecular function (GO): ATP-activated inward rectifier potassium channel activity
Source: RefSeq, a predicted model, not a curated record